ACAUUUGUUCAUGCUUAAUUUUUCCGUUUGUACUCUCGCCUAAAUCGUGAUUAGGACUGCAAUAAACUGUGACAUCUAACCUACGAUACCGCAAGGGAUAAAUAUAUGUAGUGACGUCAGACCCGCGGUACCGGACAGGGCUGAUCCUCUCUGCAGGACCUGCCACUCCUCCUCCUCAGCAGCAUCAUCAUCAUCAUCUUCAUCCCAGCCUCCACACUCACAACACACUCAUAACCUUUCUUGUUGUGUUUUUGCAAAAACACACAUUGCUCCGGACCAUCAUGGGGAACGUGCAGCCCACCGUCGUCCCGUUCGAGGACUUUGAUGUUACAGCUGACAUAAAGGCCAUUCGACAAGCAUGUAAAGGUUUAGGUACGGAUGAAGAAGCCAUCAUUCAAAUCCUGGCCAAUCGCUCGGCAGCUCAACGUCUGGAGAUCAAGCAGGCUUACUUUGAAAAGUACGACGACGAGUUGGAGGAGGUCCUGAAAAAGGAGCUGACCGGCAGCUUUGAGAACGCCAUCAUGGCCAUGUUGGACCCUCCCAACGUCUACUUCGCCAAGGAGCUGGGGAAGGCCAUGAAGGGGGCGGGCACGGAUGAAGCCGUGCUGGUGGAGAUCCUGUGCACGGCCACCAACGAGGACAUUAUCAGUUACAAAGAGGCCUAUGCCCAGGUGCAUGAACGUGACCUGGAAGCUGACAUCGAAGACGACACCAGUGGCGACGUGAGGAACCUCCUGAUCUCACUCCUGCAGGCGAGCAGAGACGAGGGCUACGAGGUGGAUGAGGGCUUAGCCGAACAGGACGCCGCGUCUUUGUUUGAGGCAGGAGAAGGCAUGUUUGGCACGGAUGAGUCGACCUUCAGCUACAUCCUCACGCACAGGAACUACAUGCAGCUUCAGGCCACUUUUAAAGCCUAUGAGGCGCUAUCGGGGACCGAUAUUUUGGACACGAUUGACUCGGAGGCCACAGGAACUCUAAAGGACUGUUACGUCACUCUCGUGCGGUGCGCCAAGAACCCUCAGCUGUACUUCGCGCGACGCCUCAAUGCUGCAAUGAAGGGAGUCGGCACCGACGAGGACACGCUCAUCCGCAUGAUCGUGGGUCGCUCCGAGAUUGACCUGGAGACAGUGAAGGACAUGUACCUGGAAAAGUAUGAUGUCACCUUGAAAGACGCUCUGGAUGGCGAGUGCGGCGGGGACUUCAAACGUCUCCUCCUGGAGAUCUUGCACUGAGACACUUUUCUUCCUCUUACUAGCCUUAUUUAACAAAGUGAUGUGUCUUCCUCUCUACCUCCUCCAAGCACCUCACCCGUUUCCCUCAUACACUCUGUGUCAUUAUCACCGGUCUCUUGUCUUAACACGUACUGUACUCUUUAUUAGCUUGAUGUCCGCUGACAUAGUCUCGCGUGUCUUUGCGGCGUGGACCAAAAAGCAAAAUGUUGCCACACGUUAACUGCCAUUUAGUGCGUCUCCACUCUGAUGACAUUCAGUGGAAAGUUUCAUACUGCCGUGAAUCUACAUGGAUCCAGCAACUAGCUUUUGGCAACUUUGAAGGAGAAUAGGAACUUUAAUAUAUUUACAUAAACUAUACAUACCAUUCAUGUAUUCGUAAGUACUGUCUGUGUCGUUUGCAGUUUAAACACAACAAACUGUCUCACCAUCUGUGUAAAAAAAAAAAAAACUAGCUGCAUUAUAAACGUAGCGCAUUUUGCCUCAAAGAUGUCUUUCAUAGGCACGCACCUUAAUUUCUGCCGCAACACUUAACACUUGAGUGUCGACUGGCCACAUGAAAUCAGCAGUAACUUCAGUAACUGUUUAGCUGCACAGUUUUGUUAAUUCCCUGUCAAGUUUUAAGCCCUCUUUAAUCAUAGUUAACAAAUUGCAGUCGUAUGACUUGAUUUCGCAAUGGUACACAAUGACAAUUUUCAUAUUGUUGCUCACUUUCUAAUUUGAGGCACUCACAACACUAGAGAAUUUGUGCUUUUAGGAUGGUUGGACACUGCUGGUAAGGCAACACUGAACAAGACAAUUGCGCUCACUGAAGUCUAUGUAUGCAAGCGUAUGUUAUUCAAAUGAAAGUGGCUACUGUAAUAAGACUGUGUCACGGUGUAUUCUAUUGACAUGGAAAGUGUAAUACAGAAAUUAAAACGGAGCUAAGUAUCUCAA
Molecule: messenger RNA, 2165 nt
Organism: Hippocampus comes (tiger tail seahorse)
Lineage: Eukaryota; Metazoa; Chordata; Actinopteri; Syngnathiformes; Syngnathidae
Product: annexin A13-like
Exons: 12
Coding region: 282-1232 (316 amino acids)
Cellular component (GO): vesicle membrane; plasma membrane; cytoplasm
Molecular function (GO): phosphatidylserine binding; calcium ion binding; calcium-dependent phospholipid binding
Source: RefSeq, a predicted model, not a curated record